This is a messenger RNA of Raphanus sativus (radish), 1128 nucleotides long. Its product is annotated as UPF0057 membrane protein At2g24040-like. Gene Ontology annotation, cellular component: membrane. The transcript has 4 exons. The record is from RefSeq and is a predicted model, not a curated record. NCBI's taxonomy places the organism in Eukaryota, Viridiplantae, Streptophyta, Magnoliopsida, Brassicales, Brassicaceae. Bases 729 to 962 code for a protein of 77 amino acids.
GCUGAACAGAAAACCUGAGAGGAGACGGCAGCAGCUCUGGAGGAAAGGCGCUCGACAAAGAAGAAGAAAAAUGAUGAAAUUAUCAAGUUGGAAGAGUGAUUGACUAUGAAUUACGCUCACUCCUUGCAUUCCAGAGCUCAUUCAAAGCACCAAGAAUAAUAAGUACCUGAGUUUGAACAACAACCUGCGUUCAUGUUCUACAUCAAUCUACCACUUCACUGAUGUGAAUUUUACAAAACUUUAAACAUAUUUUUGAGAUUGGACAUGGAAAAGAUUAGAUAGCUGUCAGAUUAGAGUGAGCAUAUUAGCUUAGAUUCAUAGGGUUGCACAGCAAGGAAUAAAUGGUUAGCGGGAUAUGGUGAAUGUGAGAGAGUUAACAUCACUAAGCCGUACCGUUGUUAAGUUUGGUAUUCCCUGAAAAUUAUUAUAACAGAGUAUCCACAGAAAGCUGAGGAGCUGCUCGCCCUACCAAGGAAGAACACCUUACAUACACGAUACACCACUCCCUAUCAAUAGUUACAUUGAAAAAUUUUACGUUCUUCACGAUUUUAGAAAAAUUCUGUGAAUUACUUUUGCUUCAAGGUACAUAUACAACCUCAAUAUACACAUGCACCAUGACUUCUGUUACCCUACUCUCCCUACACAACAAAUACAAAAUACCAACGAAAAAAUUCCUCUACGCGAUAAAAUAGUGUAUGAUCCAACAAAAGAGAUCAAGAGACUGAGAAAUGGCGAAUGGGUGCGAGAUUUGCUGUGAAAUAAUGAUCGCCAUACUCCUUCCUCCACUCGGGGUUUGUUUAAGGCAUGGAUGUUGCACUACGGAGUUCAUGAUAUGUCUGAUCCUAACGAUUCUGGGAUACAUACCGGGCAUCAUCUACGCACUCUAUGCAAUCGUUUACGUUGAUCGUGAUCAGUUCUUCGACGAGUACCGUCGUCCACUCUUCUACGCUCAGUCACCUUAAUUUAAUUUACGCAUUCUCUAUUGUCUGUUUUUUUUACAAUGUUUUGGUUUUUGUUAAUUUUAUCUAUUCCAUCAAUUACAUUUUCAUCAUUCUUUCAAUAAUUUCAAGAUUUAACACUUGUUUUUGUUACAUGCUCACUUUCUUUCUGUAUACUUUGUUUAUUUGA